AGAGAGAGGGUCAUGAUGCCCCCAACCUUCCUCCUGCUGCUGUCGGGGGCCCUGGCCCUGACCGAGACCUGGGCGGGCUCCCACUCCCUGAGGUAUUUCGGCACCGCCGUGUCCCGGCCCGGCCGCGGGGAGCCCCGCUUCAUCGCCGUCGGCUACGUGGACGACACGCAGUUCGUGCGGUUCGACAGCGACGCCGCGAGUCCGAGGAUGGAGCCGCGGGCGCCGUGGGUGGAGCAGGAGGGGCCGGAGUAUUGGGAGCGCGAGACGCGGAAGGCCAAGGGCCACGCACAGAUUUUCCGAGACAAUUUGAGUAUCCUGCGCGGCUACUACAACCAGAGCGAGGCCGGGUCUCACACCCUCCAGUGGAUGUCUGGCUGCGACGUGGGGCCGGACGGGCGCCUCCUCCGCGGGUAUGAACAGUUCGCCUACGACGGCGCCGAUUACCUCGCCCUGAACGAGGACCUGUGCUCCUGGACCGCGGCGGACACGGCGGCUCAGGUCACCCGGCGCAAUUGGGAGGCGAAAGGUGUAGCGGAGCUCGACAGGAACUACCUGGAGGGCGAGUGCGUGAAGUGGCUCCUCAGAUACCUGGAGAACGGGAAGGAGACGCUGCAGCGCGAGGAAGCCCCCAAAAGACACGUGACCCACCACCCCGUCUCUGACCAUGAGGUCACCCUGAGGUGCUGGGCCCUGGGCUUCUACCCUGCGGAGAUCACCCUGACCUGGCAGCGUGAUGGGGAGGACCUGACCCAGGACACAGAGCUUGUGGAGACCAGGCCUGCUGGGGACGGGACCUUCCAGAAGUGGGUGGCUGUGGUGGUGUCUUCUGGAGAGGAGCAGAGAUACACCUGCCAUGUGCAGCACGGGGGGCUGCCUGAGGCCAUCACCCUGAGAUGGGAGCCGCCUUCUCAGUCCAUCAUCCUUAUUGUGGGCAUCAUUGCUGGCCUGGUUCUCUUUGUGGUCGCUGGAGCUGUGGUCACUGGAGCUGUGAUCUGGAGGAAGAAAUGCUCAGGUGAAAAUAGAGGGGGCUACACUCAGGCUGCAGAAAGUGACAGUGCCCAGGGCUCUGAUGUGUCUCUCACAGAUCCUAAAGUGUGAGACAGCCGCCUUCUGGGGGACUGAGUGAUGCAAGAUUCGUUCACGUUCCCACUUUGUGACUUCAAAUCUCUUGAAUUCUCUUUCUGCAACUGGUAUCUGGUGUCUGCGUUCCUAUUAGCAUAAUGUGAGGAGGUGGGGAGACGGGCCCUCCCCCUCCCCAUCAUCACCCUCCCCCCCUACUGACCUGUGUUCUUUCCUUGAUUGACCUUCCUGUUCCAGCAGAGGCGGGGCUGGGCCGUCUCCAUCCCUGUCUUAACUUCAUGUUGCAGUGAGCAGUAAUGACUUGCUUCCUUACUGAAAAUAUGAAUCUGGAUAUGAAUUUGUUUUUUCCAAUUUUUUUCUAAGGGAUUGAUGUGUUAAUUAAAGGAGAAGAUCCCUAAAGUUUGAGAGAUGAAAUAAAUAGAAGCACCAAGAACCUUCCAGAAUUAGUGUGUUUGUUGUGCUGAAUCUUUUGCAGUUAGGGACAGGAGAGGGCUGUGAGGAGCCAAAGGUGAGUGGGGCCUGUGCCCACUCAGUGCUCAGUGCAUCGUGGGCUUUGAUGUUGUCAUUCCUUGGCUGGGUCAUCUUUGCUGCUCCUUUGUUCUACGCCCUUCAGUAGAACCUUGUCCCACCAGGACAUAUGAUCAGAGGGAUGAGGAUGUCACCUGCGCAGUGUCCUGUCUUCAAGACCAUGGGCAGCGAGGGCUUCAUGUAACUGGGUCAGC
This is a messenger RNA of Diceros bicornis minor, 1802 nucleotides long. Its product is annotated as class I histocompatibility antigen, Gogo-B*0103 alpha chain-like. Gene Ontology annotation, cellular component: external side of plasma membrane. Lineage: Eukaryota; Metazoa; Chordata; Mammalia; Perissodactyla; Rhinocerotidae. Bases 13 to 1098 code for a protein of 361 amino acids. Gene Ontology annotation, biological process: positive regulation of T cell mediated cytotoxicity; immune response; antigen processing and presentation of endogenous peptide antigen via MHC class I via ER pathway, TAP-independent. The record is from RefSeq and is a predicted model, not a curated record. Gene Ontology annotation, molecular function: signaling receptor binding; peptide antigen binding. The transcript is spliced from 8 exons.